UGGACUUCAUAAUUAAAGCUAUCCUAGUGGACGACACGUGCAAGACGGUUUAUCUUGAAAGUUCAAGACGGAUGACGUUGUCGUCUCCUCCAGCCAGCUUGACAACACCCAGAGGAACCCGAGAACGGAGAGGAGGCACCCAGGCUAGGCACUUAGGCAGUAGGCAGAGUUGAGCAGCGGGGCGAGGGGCGAGGACGAAGACGAAGAAGGGGGGAGGACGGGGCGGCCGCGGCGGCACCACGGAGGCUCACCGGGAUGUACAGUAAACACAGGCAGAAAAAUGAGCACAUUUCGCCGGCGGCGUGCGUCUCUCUGCUCUUGUUUCUCGCUUUGUUCUCGCUGAACGGCGCCCUGGGAAGAGCCAGCGGGGACGGGUUACAGAGAGGACGGACAGUGACGGCAAGAUGGCGCUCUCCGGGCCAAAACCAGAAGGACGGCGACAUCUCGGCUCAGGAUGAGCGGCCAAUCAGAGGGGAAAUUGCGCUCUCCUCCGCUGACCUCCAACUGCUGCUGCGAGUGGAACACAACCGUGAGCUUUUGGGUCCAGACUUCGCCGAGACCUACUACACAGACCAAGGACAGCCGGUGACCGUGACCACGAGGAAUUACACCGAUCACUGCUUCUAUCACGGCGACGUAAGUGGACAUCCGGAUUCCUGGGUGGCCCUCAGCGUGUGCUCGGGCGUCAGGGGCCUGAUAUCUUUGGAUGUCAACACCACCUUCUACGUGGAGCCGCUGCCCGACGCGGCUCCUCCGCGGCGCCAUUCCUUGCUGCCCGCGCAACACCUGCAGUUGAAAGGCGGAGACUGCGGCCACGCCCGUCGCAUGCCGCUGUCCGGCCACAUUGCCGACUUUCUCGCACCGCAUCAUUUGAGGGCGAAAAGAAACACGUGGGGCACCACCAAGUACAUGGAGCUCUACAUCGUGGCUGACAACACGCUGUUCAAACGACAGAAUCGGGACUAUGAGAAAAUCAAGACCAGGAUUAUGGAAAUCGCCAAUUACGUGGACAAGUUCUACAGGGCUCUCAACAUCCGCGUGCCACUGAUCGGCCUGGAGGUCUGGACCGAGCGGGACCAGUGCAUUGUCACCGAGGAGCCCAACGCCACCCUCUGGUCCUUCCUGCAGUGGAGACAGAAGUUGAAGUCGCGCAAGAAGCACGACAACGCCCAGCUGCUCACCGGCGUGAUCUUCAAGGGGACAACCAUCGGGAUGGCGCCGCUGGAGGGCAUGUGCAGUCUGGAGAACUCCGGAGGGAUCAACGUGGACCACUCUGAGCUGUCCAUCGGCGCGGCCGCCACCAUGGCCCACGAGAUCGGCCACAACUUCGGCAUGAGUCACGACCACGACGGCUGCUGCGCGCAGGCCACCGCCGAGCAGGGGGGCUGCGUCAUGGCCGCCGCCACCGGGCAUCCGUUUCCGAGGGUGUUCAGCCAGUGCAGCAAGCGCGACCUGGACGGCUACUUCCAGAAGGGAGGGGGCAUGUGUCUCUACGACAUGCCCGACAUGAAGGACCUGGUGGGCGGGAAAAGGUGCGGCAACGGCUUCGUGGAGGAGGGCGAGGAGUGCGACUGCGGCCAAGCCGACGAAUGCGCCAACGACUGCUGCAAUGCCAAUAAUUGCACCCUGAAGGAAGGGGCUCAGUGUGCCCACGGAGUCUGUUGCCAAGGCUGUAAGUUGAAGCAAGCAGGCACCAUGUGCCGGGGCCCGGCCGGGUCCUGCGACCUGCCCGAGUACUGCACGGGCGCCUCGCCUUACUGCCCCAGCAACGUCUACCUGCUGGACGGCUCCGCCUGCCAGUCCGGGCGGGCCUACUGCUACAACGGCAUGUGCCUGACCCACCAGCAGCAGUGCUUGCAGCUGUGGGGCGCCGGCGCCCGUCCAGCCCACGACGCCUGUUUCGGAGACGUCAACGCCGCAGGAAACGCUUUCGGGAACUGCGGGAAAGACGAGCGCGGCAACUAUGUCAAGUGCGCAAAAAGUGACGCCAAAUGCGGGAAGAUCCAGUGUCACAGCGCCGCCAAAAAGCCCAAAGGCACCAACGCCGUGUCCAUCGACACCACCAUUAGGACGGGGGGCGUCGAGGUCAAGUGCCGCGGCACCUACGUCUACAGCACUCAGGACGGCCAGGGCGACCUGCCCGACCCCGGCUUGGUCAUGACGGGCACCAAGUGUGGCGAGGGCAAGGUGUGCCGCGACCGUCGAUGUCAAAACGCAUCCUUUGGCGAGCUGGAGACUUGCAUGUCGCGCUGCCACGGCAACGGGGUGUGCAACAGCAACGGCAACUGCCACUGCCAUCGAGGUUGGGCGCCGCCGUACUGCGAGAAGCCGGGACUGGGCGGCAGCGUGGACAGCGGGCCCGUGCAGUAUGACAGUCAGGUGGGCUUGGUGGCGGGCCUUUUGUUUGCCUUCCUGGUGGUCCUGCCCGGCGUGCUGCUGCUCUUCUACUGCUACCGCAUCAAGACCUCCUACUUGCACAAGUGGCUCGCGCAGAGAGAGAAGAACAAGAGCAACAAGAUGGAGAAAGCCAAGAACAGCCACCUGAAUCCUGCCUUUCACCUGAAAGUGGUCGGCCCAAUCGGCAAAGCCGGCGGCCACAAGGGGCUCUCUGCCACCAGCAAAGAGGUUCUUCCUCUCCGGCCGGACUCCGCGGCUGCUGUCGUCCAGCCGGUCAACAUCGUGCGGCCCCUUCGGCACGCCCCCUUCACGAGGGACGUCAAGGGGUCCCGGCCGCCCCUCCCGUCCGCCGCCCGGCCGUCCCCGCGGCAACCGAGCCCGCCCAAGAAGCCCCUCCCCCUCAACCCUGCGCGAUCACCACCGCCCAGACCGUCGCCCUUGCCCCCCCAGAGGCCCCUCCCCCUCAGUCCCACCAGAGGAGGCUCCCCAGUGAGGGUGCUCACCCCGAAACCGUCGCAGGGCCUGCGGGUCAUGAUGCCCACAGCCGGAGGACUCAAACCUGCGGGCAGAGUGACCGGCGCCCCCCCUCGCAGAGCUCUCAGACCGGUGCCAGGCGCCAAAGCGGACGCCACGUCGCCUCCGUUUUGAAGACGGCCUUCCUCUUCUCCCUCCAAGCCCUUUUCUGUGUUGCUAAACUACCGAGCGGCGUCGGUGACAAGACGGCGGCGUUUUGACGAAAGCGACGGGUCAGCGCGCUGGAAACAUUUGCCACAUUUGACGCAGUUUUGCACGGGGGGUCUCGCAGACUGAGAUGGAGCAGUCUUAAAGUCUUUUUAAUUUUUUUUUUUUUUACCUUCUUUGUACGCGCAAACCGUCAUCAUGUUUACAAUUUGUCGUGGAUUUGUGUUCUGUGCCAAAGAGGGUCUCUCCAUGCUUGGAGAAGGGGUAUCCAGAAUUGCUUCAAAAUCCUCAUCACGAGUCCACUCGUCAGCGGAAAGCUGUUUGAGCAGUUACUGAGGGCAAGGAAGGCACUCUUCCAUGGACCGUCAAAUGGAUCUCAAGGAUACGGAACAAACGCUCAAACGGUCUCAAGCCAGCCGCUCACCGACCAACAAGUACCAUACUUAAUCAUGAUCAUCUCGGUGAGGCGAGAAGAUUCCAAAUAUGAUUUGGGGACUUCGGUAUAGUCGGUCUGUGCACCAGGUUAGACUGUGGUGUAGUUGAAGUUGCUUGGUGUAUGGCUGGUUUGUGAUCCCGAACUCAGAUGCUUCUUUUCAACACUGUUUACAUGUCGAGCGAGGACUUGAUGCAAUCCUCCGCCCUCUCCGUUCAACCACAUACUGAAAUUCAUGUGAAUGUCUUUUGCUUUGUGUCACCACUUUUGAAAAAUUACAUUAAAUCUUUUUU
Molecule: messenger RNA, 3804 nt
Organism: Hippocampus zosterae (dwarf seahorse)
Lineage: Eukaryota; Metazoa; Chordata; Actinopteri; Syngnathiformes; Syngnathidae
Gene: adam19a
Product: ADAM metallopeptidase domain 19a
Exons: 23
Coding region: 256-3045 (929 amino acids)
Biological process (GO): proteolysis
Molecular function (GO): metalloendopeptidase activity
Source: RefSeq, a predicted model, not a curated record